GGUCGUGCCGUGUCGUGCGUGCGUGUUUGUAAGGGACUCUUCGUCGGCACCGCAGACUUCUCGAAGCUCUCGGUGUAAUCCGCCCGCCGUUAAGCGUAAGCUUGUCAUCCGAGGGUUUUUAACAAAAAUCAGGCGUUUUCGUGAUACUUUUAAUUGGACUAAUAUAGAAACACAUUCAUAAUGGGAAAAGAGAAGGUGCAUAUUAACAUUGUUGUGAUUGGACAUGUAGAUUCUGGAAAAUCUACCACCACUGGUCAUUUGAUCUACAAAUGUGGUGGUAUAGACAAACGUACUAUUGAGAAGUUUGAGAAGGAAGCUCAGGAGAUGGGUAAAGGAUCCUUUAAAUAUGCCUGGGUAUUGGAUAAACUAAAAGCAGAGCGUGAGCGUGGUAUCACCAUUGAUAUCGCGUUAUGGAAGUUUGAAACGUCGAAAUAUUACGUUACCAUCAUUGACGCCCCUGGACACAGAGAUUUCAUCAAAAACAUGAUUACGGGUACGUCGCAGGCCGAUUGCGCCGUAUUAAUUGUCGCCGCUGGUACCGGUGAAUUCGAGGCCGGUAUUUCAAAGAACGGUCAAACUCGUGAGCACGCUUUGCUCGCCUUCACUCUUGGUGUAAAACAAUUGAUUGUUGGUGUUAACAAGAUGGAUUCCACCGAGCCACCAUACUCCGAGACGCGAUUCGAGGAAAUUAAGAAGGAAGUGUCCUCGUACAUUAAAAAGAUUGGAUACAAUCCGGCUGCCGUCGCUUUUGUACCUAUUUCUGGAUGGCAUGGAGAUAAUAUGUUGGAGUCAUCGACUAAAAUGCCGUGGUUCAAAGGAUGGGCUGUUGAACGUAAAGAAGGCAAGGCUGAUGGUAAAUGCCUCAUCGAAGCUCUUGAUGCUAUUUUGCCACCGAGCAGGCCAACUGACAAAGCCCUCCGCCUUCCACUUCAGGAUGUAUACAAGAUUGGUGGUAUUGGAACGGUACCUGUCGGCCGUGUUGAGACUGGUGUGUUAAAACCUGGCAUGGUUGUCACCUUUGCCCCUGCUGGACUUACAACUGAAGUUAAGUCAGUUGAGAUGCAUCACGAAGCUUUACAAGAGGCAGUGCCAGGGGAUAACGUUGGUUUUAACGUUAAAAACGUCUCGGUUAAAGAUUUACGUCGUGGUUAUGUGGCUGGUGAUUCAAAGAAUAAUCCACCUAAGGGUGCUUCCGAUUUUACUGCACAGGUUAUUGUGCUUAAUCAUCCUGGUCAAAUCAGCAAUGGUUACACGCCUGUACUCGAUUGUCAUACGGCUCACAUUGCUUGCAAAUUUGCCGAAAUUAAGGAAAAGUGCGACCGUCGUACUGGCAAGACCACUGAAGAGAACCCUAAGGCUAUUAAGUCUGGUGACGCGGCUAUCGUGAACCUCACCCCUACUAAGCCCCUUUGCGUAGAGGCCUUCCAGGAGUUCCCACCCCUGGGACGUUUCGCCGUGCGUGACAUGCGUCAAACCGUCGCCGUUGGCGUCAUCAAGUCCGUCAACUUCAAGGACGUCGCCGGCAAGGUCACCAAGGCCGCCGAGAAGGCCCAGAAAAAGAAGUAGUCUUAGUUUCCGCGCAAUCGAGUCACCGGAAGACACUCUGUUCUCCCGGAGUCAAGUGGCGGCGGCGGCGUCGCCGCCAGCAGCACCACUACCAUCAUUGCCGCCACCGCUGCGCCGCGCCUUCUCUUCUUUCUCCCGGGGCUGCCGCCACCGCAGGAGGUGCAACGGCAACUCCGUUGCCGCUAAUCGGCUUGUCCAUCUACCGAGGCGGCUCCGACGACACUUCUUUCAUAGGAAGGAGUUUCGCAGGAAAGAAGGACUCGCUCGCCUCGCGUUAUUAUUAUAUUGCUGGAAGGCUGGGAGCGACGGGAGCAUGGACGGAAAAUACACGUGCUGUUGUUAACUGCGCGCCGCCGAUGCUAUAUAUCUAUCAUUUGUGUACACCUGUUUCACAAAAAAACUGGAAGAAUAGAAGGCAUCAACAGACAUAAUAAUUUAGCUCAGCUUAAUUAUAUUUUCUAAUUAUUAUACGGAAAUAAUAAAUCCUAUUAUCAGCGAUAA
Molecule: messenger RNA, 2067 nt
Organism: Ceratosolen solmsi marchali
Lineage: Eukaryota; Metazoa; Arthropoda; Insecta; Hymenoptera; Agaonidae
Gene: EF1a-F2
Product: elongation factor 1-alpha F2
Exons: 5
Coding region: 181-1566 (461 amino acids)
Biological process (GO): translational elongation
Molecular function (GO): GTPase activity; GTP binding; translation elongation factor activity
Source: RefSeq, a predicted model, not a curated record